AACUUUAGGCCAAAACACUUGUUUUGCCAUCGGAGAUUGCCUGGACCUUGCACCUUAAGUGUUAGACCUGAAGGCUUACUUUUGAACAGAGUUUUAAGUCCAUCCUAAUAUAAUGGUAAAGGGUUGUUAAAGUAUAAAACAGUGUCGGACAGAAGUGCAGAAUAUCAGGUGUGAGGAGGUUUAAAACUUAACUAUUGUGUAAAAAGAGUCGAAAUCCUGUCCGAUUGUGAAUGUUCUGCUGGAUAAAACGAAUACUUAAAAUAGCAUUGCGUAAGUGAUUCGUUUUUCCUCACUAGAAACAUUGACAGAUAAAUACAUUUUUUUAGACCUUAAAAGUGACGAAAAUAUCCAGUAUAAUGAGCAAAUGAAAACAGGAUUGCCGAAAGUAAUUGCUGUUUUCUGUAUUGUCAGUCAUGUUAGACAUCAUCAUGUCACUUGAAGUAAAAGAUCACAGAAGCCUAGAACUAAAAGAUUCUGGAUUCAUUGGCCAUAGUUUGGUUGCUUUUGUAAUGGCCGCAAACGUUCUUGCUUCCGCCGGGCCCGGAACCUUAGAAUCCUGGUAGCCUUUCUAUCAGGACAGAUUAAUACGUUGCACUACCUACUUCCGGCGCUUGUUUGGCUGGCAGUUUAAAAUGGUAGUACUCUGUGUGUAACGCCUACUUUUAAUACCUAAAUGGCAAUGUUUUUAGACAAGAAAGCUGAGCGGACAACAAAGAGUCCUGCAUAACGCACUAAAGGAUUAGCGGCACUGUUUUAGUUGUAAUAUGUUCAAAAAGAUGACUGAAUUUGGUCCAGAUUCCGGGGGGCGCGUUAAGGGAGUGACUAUUGUGAAGCCUAUUGUGUUUGGGAAUGUUGCCCGCUACUUUGGAAAGAAGAGAGAAGAGGAUGGGCACACACACCAGUGGUCUGUGUAUGUGAAGCCUUACAGAAAUGAGGAUAUGUCAGCUUAUGUGAAAAAGAUCCAGUUCAAGCUACAUGAGAGCUAUGGUAACCCUCUGAGAGUGGUCACUAAGCCUCCAUAUGAAAUCACAGAGACAGGCUGGGGGGAGUUUGAGAUCAUCAUCAAGAUCUUCUUCAUCGAUCCCAAUGAGAGACCUGUGACCUUGUACCACCUGUUGAAGCUGUUCCAGUCAGAUUCCAGUGCCAUGCCCAAGAAGACAGUUGUGUCUGAAUUCUACGAUGAAAUGAUCUUUCAGGAUCCAACAGCCAUGAUGCAGCAGCUACUGACCACAUCGAGGCAACUCACCCUGGGAGCCUACAAACAUGAGACGGAGUUCGGUGAACUGGAGCAGAGGACCAAGGAGAAACUGGAAGUGGCAAAGAAGAGAACAAGCCAAGAGAUCGCGGAGCUGAAAGACAAACUCAAAGCCAGCAGAGAGAACAUCAACCACCUUAAGGCAGAGAUUAGAAAACUGGAAGAGGACGGAGACCAUAAAGAGCACUGAAAGAAGGACAAAUAUGCUUAUGGAUGCAAUCAGUUGUUGAAGCAAUUUUCUGUGCUCCUGCCCUCUCCAAGGAUUUAACAAACAAA
Messenger RNA from Haplochromis burtoni (Burton's mouthbrooder), 1531 nucleotides. RefSeq names its product YEATS domain containing 4 (gene yeats4). Lineage: Eukaryota; Metazoa; Chordata; Actinopteri; Cichliformes; Cichlidae. The record is from RefSeq and is a predicted model, not a curated record. The transcript is spliced from 7 exons. Gene Ontology annotation, biological process: regulation of DNA-templated transcription. Bases 765 to 1445 code for a protein of 226 amino acids.